AUGGUUCCGCCUGUGCUUGCCCUCUUCCUGUCAACGGCCGCCGGCGCCGUGGCCGUCCCAACGGCUGUGGCACCUCCUCUCCCCACAACGACCUCCACAACCCACUGCUACCUCCAUGUCACGGCCAACGCCGGCGACUCCUGUGCCAGCAUCGCCGCCGUUUUCAACUUGGACGUGGCCGCAUUCCGACGUAUGAAUCCCGGCAUCGACUGUGCUCAACAUCUCAAAGGCACCUUUUGCGUAGCAGACGGGUCGAGUGGGGGCGUCGAGACGUCCGAGACAUCCUUACCAUCCUCACCAUCGUCGUCGUCGUCACCGCCAUCACCGUCAUCGCCAUCUUCGUCAGCCGUGCCGCCCUCGCCUCGGCAGUCCUCCAUCACGCCACAGUGCCGGGCGUGGCACAAGGUCGCCGCAGGCGACACUUGCAACAACGUCGAGUCGACGUUUCGUGUGUCGGACACCAACUUCAGAGCAUGGAACGGCUUUUUGGAUGCCGACUGCACGAAUCUAUGGAAGGACUACUACUGCUGUGUCGGUGUGCUGUGA
Molecule: messenger RNA, 546 nt
Organism: Sporothrix schenckii 1099-18
Lineage: Eukaryota; Fungi; Ascomycota; Sordariomycetes; Ophiostomatales; Ophiostomataceae
Exons: 1
Coding region: 1-546 (181 amino acids)
Source: RefSeq, a predicted model, not a curated record